Panicum virgatum (switchgrass) is the source of this 1070-nucleotide messenger RNA. RefSeq names its product expansin-B11-like. NCBI's taxonomy places the organism in Eukaryota, Viridiplantae, Streptophyta, Magnoliopsida, Poales, Poaceae. Bases 91 to 972 code for a protein of 293 amino acids. The record is from RefSeq and is a predicted model, not a curated record. The transcript has 4 exons. Gene Ontology annotation, biological process: sexual reproduction. Gene Ontology annotation, cellular component: extracellular region.
CUGAGCUCAGCUCCUAGCUCAGAGCCUCUUCCCGGCUACCAGUGCUUAGCUCAGAAGAAGCAGCAAGUGAGAAAGCUUGCGGCAGUAGCAAUGGUGAAGUCCUACACCUUACUGUUCGGCGCAGUGGUCGUGCUCGCGCUUCUAGUGAGCCCCAUUGCCUGCACCCGCAAGCUCGCCAGGCCACCAAGGCACAGGCGGUCGACGCACAGGCCAGCAGUCAGGAGCCGCAGCAACCACACCGCUACCCCCUCGGCCUCCUACCCCUACGGCUCCGGCGGCUGGCUGUCCGCCGGCGCGACGUACUAUGGCGCGCCCGACGGCGACGGCAGCGAAGGCGGCGCUUGCGGCUACCAGACCGCCGUUGGCCAGCGGCCGUUCUCGUCGAUGAUCGCCGCCGGGAGCCCGUCUCUGUUCAAGGGAGGCAAGGGAUGCGGCGCGUGCUACGAGGUUAAAUGCAACAGCAACCCGGCGUGCUCCGGGCAGCCGGCGACCGUGGUCAUCACCGACGAGUGCCCCGGCGGGGUCUGCCUCGCCGAGGCCGCCCACUUCGACAUGAGCGGCACCUCCAUGGGCGCCAUGGCAAAGCCCGGCAUGGCCGACAGGCUCCGCGCCGCCGGAAUCCUCAAGGUCCAGUACAAGAGGGUGCCGUGCAAGUACAGCGGCGUGAACAUCGCCUUCCGGGUGGACCAGGGCUCCAACCCGUUCUACAUGGAGGUGCUGGUCGAGUUCGAGGCCGGCGACGGCGACCUCAACGCCGUCGACCUGAUGGAGGCCGGGUGCAGCACCUGGACGCCGAUGGUGCAGAACUGGGGCGCGCUGUGGCGCUACAACUCCAACACCGGCAAGGCGCUGAGGGCGCCCUUCUCGCUCCGGCUGACCUCCGACUCCGGCAAGGUCCUCGUCGCCAACAACGUCAUCCCCGCCGGCUGGAAGCCCGGAGCCACGUACCGCUCCUUGGUGAACUACUCCUAAAUGACAGUGGUGUGAACUGGACAGAACUGUGUCUGUGUAGUGUCUGUCUGUCGGGGACUCGGGGUGUUUGCGAGGGGCGGUGCCAUGUGACAGACCCG